Messenger RNA from Closterium sp. NIES-67, 2352 nucleotides. The record is from the annotation of a GenBank genome assembly. Lineage: Eukaryota; Viridiplantae; Streptophyta; Zygnematophyceae; Desmidiales; Closteriaceae.
CGAUAUUAAGGACAUUGAGAGGAGUCUACAGAAGUGUGAAGACCCUUCUAGACCCACCAUGGCCUGUGGGUGUGCCUAAGUGGUGUUCUAAAGGUUGGAUGUGUCUUCCGCUAAGGGGAAACUCUGCCGAAAUUUCGUGGACGCCGACACUUGUGAAAAUAUCGAGGGAGCUGAGUGUGGACAGCAAAGGGGAGCUGAAAUUCGUCAUUUCUCAAGGAGAAGAUGAUUGAGAGAGGAGGAGAUGCUAAUGGAAGAGGAGCUGUAGCUGAGAAGACAAGUGAGCCGCCGCCAUCAAAAGUUGAAGCUUUGGAUGGCUCCAACUAUGAGGAAUGGAGCGGACGGAUGAGGAGUGCCUUCAAACGCUACAAGCUCCUGAAGAUUGCUGUUGGGGAAGAGAAGAUGCCGGAAGAAGGCGAAGCACGUGAACGGUGGAUUGAGAAAAGCGCGGUGCUUUUCGACCUCAUUCUUCAAUCGGUCAACAAGGAGAUGUUCGAGCACAUCAAGGAUCUUGUGGAAGCGGAUGAUUCGGGUCCAAGGGCGUGGAAACUACUACGUGAUGUGGUUCAGCCCAACACUCUCCCGAUGGUGAUCGUGCUCGAGAAGGAACUUGCUGCCAUCUCCAUGCGACCAGGGGACGAUAGCAAGGGGGAGGUGGCAGCGGCUGUCCUUAAGGAGUGGAUGCCUAGAGCUCAGAGGGAAUGCGGACACAAGGUGAAGGUGAUCCGCAGUGACAAUGGUGGGGAGUUCAUUGGAGCUGAUUUUGAGGGGGAGUUGAAGAGGAAGGGGAUCCAGCAUCAACUGACAGUGCCCUACAACCCACAGCAGAAUGGCGUGGCUGAGAGGUUCAACAGGACCCUGCAGGAGGGGGCACGCACUCUCCUUGGGCGUGCAGGGCUGCCUGAUCCGUUUUGGGUGUCUGCACUGAGGCAGGUCGCCCUUGUGAAGAACAGGGUGCUGGCUACAGUUGGAGAUAAGGAGUGGAUCCCAUACGUCAAGUGGUAUGGGAGUGCUCCAGCUGUGAACAUGCUGAGGGCAUUUGGGUGCAUGGUGGUGUUUCAUGUGCCUAAGGAUAAAAGGGGGAAGUUGGAGGCUUCUGGAAGAUGGGGUGUGCACUUGGGGAUUGCAAAGGAUCACAAGGGGUGGCUGCUAUGGGACUUGACCACCCAGAAGUUGACAGUGUCAAGGGAUGUGAAGUUUCUUGAGUCCCUGUACUACAAGGAAUGGAAGCAGCAGCAACAGAAGCUUCCAUCUACACCGCUCAUUGUGGAGGCAGAUGAGGCAAUCACUUCCAAGAUGAUCUACAGGCACAAGUAUGGACCUGAAGGGGAGCUGACCCGCUACAAGUCCAGGCUUGUGGCAAGGGGGUUUCAGCAGACAAAAGGGAAGGACUAUGAUGAGGUGUUUGCUCCUGUGGGGAAAGGAACAACACUGAGGGUGCUGUUGGCGAUAGCUGCACUCCUGGGAUGGAAGAUUCGGCAGAUGGAUAUUCUCGCCAAGAAUGCUUGUCUGCAUGGGCUGACAAAACACAUAAGGCCUAAGUGGCAUUGGGUGAGGAGACUCCUUGAUAAGGAGGUGCGGCUGGAGAUAGUGAAGACCCAUCAGCAGGCAGCAGAUAUUUUCACCAAGCGUCUGGCGGAGGCGGAUCAUUGGAAGGGCAUGAAGCUUGCUGGGAUGAGUGUGCAUUGAGUAUGCAUGCUUGAGAUGUGGUAUGGUCGAUGAUGGUUGGCAGCCAGAGGGGGAGAUUGUUGUGUGAUGUCAUCAUAUGCUAUCACAUUCUGUCUGCCUCCCAUCCCAUAUUUUUCAACUUGCAUGUGUGGUUUGAACUGUGCAAGAAUUUGUGUGUGAUGUGUUCUGGAGUUUGGGAAUGUGUUCUGUGUUAUUUUUGUUUGAGCAGGUUUUUUGUGAUGAUAGAUCUUGAGAAGAUCUUUCCGACGCAACGAGAAUCCCUUCAAUCGGAGCAAGAACGCGAAAGCUAUGAAGAUUCAAAGUUCAUGAGCUUGCGUUACAAUUGCGGCGGUUACAAAGUGAAGUUGUGGGGUGACUCUAUAUGGAGUUGGGACCUUUGGGGUUUGGGAAAUUUGUCACUCUACUGUAACAGCUGCAAAUUGGUUGGGAACAACCAAGCUAGGUUGGCAAGGGUGGCCAACUUGGAUGGAUUGGUUGGGAAGGGACAAAGGUCAAAGUUGAGGUUCCUAUAGGGAGGGAAUCUUUGUGCUUAUGGGGUUUCCUUGGUUGGGGACUCUCUUGGGACCUUCCCUCUCGUCCCUCUCUUUCUAUCCCAACCUUUCUCUUGCUCCUCUAAUUCCUUGUGAGAUUCUUGAACUUUGAUUGAACUCUUGAGAUUGAGUUAAG